CCGCCGCUCGCGUCCUCCGCCCGCGUUCUCUCCUCUCUUUCCUUUCCGCCUGUCUUUCACUCUCUCGUUCUCUCGCGCGCCCGUGUGUGUACGCGCACCGCCCGUACGAGCGGUACGCAACGGCCCCUCCUCUCCCCCCCGCAGAGUGUGACGGAUAAGUUUCUACUUGUCGUGAGACGCGCCAGCCGGGAAUCAUGGGUGAUGUGCACGGGCCUCUUCUAGUUAGUGACCCCGGCCAGAAGGAUACCACCGCUUGGGACGACGUCGGGACGUCGGCAGCCGUCGGCAUGCUCCGCGAGAAAUACUAUUGGGAAAACUACGAAUCACUGGAGCGUCGUCAGCACAUCGCCGUGACCUCGCUUCCUUCGACACGGCGUCACCGAAUCAUCGCGAAGCAGUCCAAGCUGAAUUUCGACGUUUCCAGGGCGCGUUCGAAUGAUCAACAGAGAGGUGAACAGCUGAAAAUGCGUGAGACGUCGCGACGCAGCUUUACCGUCAUCGGCGUUCUCCACCUGCUCGUCCUGGUCGGCCUUUUCGCCCUCGGUACGGCCGAGGCACGGACUUUCUGCCCUAACGGCUGCACCUGCGACGACGACACCCUGGUGGUCUCCUGCGUGGGCGCCAAUCUGGACGUGAUACCUAUCGCGCUGAAUCCCAGCAUUCAGCGGAUAGUGCUGAAGGAGAAUCGCAUCAAGAUCGUGGACGCGGCAGCCUUCCAGUUCUACGGCGAUCUGAAGAACGUCGAUCUCUCCAGCAACCACCUGUUCACCAUCCCCAACGGUAGUUUCGAUGCCCAACGGCACCUCGUGGAGCUCCAUCUGAAGCACAACAAGAUCUCGGCGCUGACCGAGAAGACGUUCCAGGGCCUCAAAUCCCUCACGGUGUUGAAUCUACGGGACAACUACUUGGAGACGCUGAAGAACGGCCUAUUUGCCUACCUGUCGAAGCUCGAGGAACUCGAUCUCGGCCAGAAUCGCAUAUCGAAGGUGGAGCCAGGCGCGUUUCAGAAGUUGGGCACCCUCCGGGUGCUGUAUCUCGACGACAACCAAUUGCGAACUAUUCCGUCGCCAGCCCUAGCGCCGUUGAACGCCCUCGCCGAGCUUCACAUCGGCUGGAACGCCUUCUCCGCGUUGCCGGACGACGCGUUCAAGGGUCUCGAGCAACUGGCGGUGCUGGAUAUCAUGGGCGCCGGACUGGACAACAUCAGCGACGGCGCGUUUCGCGGCCUGAACGCCCUUCGCACCUUGAAACUGGGUGCUAACAAGUUGCGCGAAGUGCCAACGAAGCAGCUGGCGGUAUUGCCACGCCUGGAGGAGCUCACCUUGGGCCAGAACUUCUUCACGAUCCUGCGAUCGGGAGCCUUCCAAGGUCUGUCGACGUUGAAGAAGCUCGACGUGUGUGGCGCCAAGCUGCUUACCACCGUGGAAAAGGGGGCCUUCUCGGAUAAUGCCAAUCUAGAGACUCUCGUAUUGAAUAAUAAUAAACGGCUGGCCACCAUGGAGGACGGUUCUCUGGCCGGCUUGCCGAAUUUGAGGCAUCUGAUGCUGCGCGACAACGCCUUCGUCACGUUCUCGGAGUCGUUGGUCGCUUGGAACGAGCUACGCCGGUUGGAUCUAAGCGAGAAUCCGCUAGUGUGCGAUUGCAGUCAGCUCUGGCUGGCCGAGAUACUCAUCCCGAGGAACUCGAGCUCGGUGAUAUGUGCCGAGCCACCCGAGUCCAAGGGCAAGCCCAUCAAGGGCAUGAGCGCUGACGAGUUAGGCUGCGCCUUCUCGGAUCCGCGCAAGCAGGCUCUGCUAGUGACGGUGUGCGCCGGCGGAUUAGCCCUCUUCGCCGGCCUCGCGCUGUUCCUGUACUAUCGAUGUCGCAGACGCGUGCGGGACGCGCUCAAGGACUACAAGUGGAAGAAUCGUGCGAUAUCGCGGAAGGAGCACGAGUACCAGAAGACCUUCAGCGACGACGAGUACAUCGUCCGCUCGGCCCACGCCCAUCACCAUCACCAUCACCAUCAGACACCGCAGUCCCAGCCGGUGCCCACGCAUCAUCAUCAUCAUCAUCUUCAGCAGCUGCAGCAGCAGCAACAGCAGCAGCAGCAGCACGCACAAAUAGCAGCCGGUAUUAAGCCAAUACCGGUGACGGAGCUCACCACCCUCGCCGAGGGCUUCACCUACAUCGAUGGCGAGACGGCGCGCCAGAUGCGCCGCCCGGGGACGCUGCCCGUUGCGAACAACGCGUCCGGUCACCGAGGAGGAGGAGGAGGAGGAGGAAGUAGCGGAGGGGGAGGAGGGGUCAGAGGUGUCUUGGACGACGGCACAGCCUCGCUGAGCGCAGCGCCGAUCGACGGGGUCACGUCUAGCGGCACGAGAUCCCAUUAUUCCAGUCACUCCCUGCGCCGUACGCCACACUCGCAACCGCAACUCUCCGCCAGAGAGCCGGACGAUCGGAUACGAACUCUGGAAUCCGGACUUCAGAACGGAAUCCCGGCCGGUGGUCGCCAUCAGCCAUCACCGCCGCCGCUGCCCUCCAGACAUCAGCCCAACUGCGGCCAAUCGUCGUAUCCCACUCUGCCGGUCAACGGCCACGCCGCUCAUCAUUAUCGUCACCACACGAGAGAGCGCGAGAAAGACAGGUCGUCCGCCCGCGAGAGAAAUCGCGAGCGGGACGCCGGUCCGCCUCCGCCUCCGCCGCCGCCACCGGUAACGUCGCACCGGUCCGACAAGCACAGGGAGGCCCAGUUGGAGAUGGAGUUGCGUGACAGCCUUGACAUGGGCGUGAUCGGCACGUACCGAGCGUAGACGAUAAAUCGGACGCGUCGCGUUGCAGAUCGAGAAAACGGGAGACGGGAUUUGUAGCCCAGAAAAAAAAAUCGCGAUCGCACGAUCACCGUGGACUCCUCCGCGUUGUUUCACAUGGAAGGAAAUCGCAGUUGACAAGUGGGAAAGAUGCUGAAGGAGGCCAGCGAAGACCAAUCAGAAGAAAGUUCCUCUUCGUCGCGCAACACAGAGAAGAAUUGAAACUGGUGAAACGGGAAGAAGACUGACGAAACGUUGUCGAAGAAUAUCAAGAAGCGAGACCAAAAAGAUCACACCGAAAGUGUGUUCGCCAUAUCGCCACGAUAUACAAUCUAUUCGAGACUUCUAUUCGUAUACGAUCGAAAUAUUAGUAUCGUCGUGGACCGGCCAUCGUGGAUCAAUGACGCCGCGAUUAGCCAAAAGCCAACGAUCAGUGCUAAAGGGACAUUUGUUAGUUUAUAAUUUUAUUUAAGUUCUCGAAGAGAAGAAAUGAAGCUGAGUUGUUAGAUAUAACGUCUAAUCGCCUUCACGAUAUAUCGUUGUCAGAAAAAAAAUAUUGAACAUUUAUUUGAUACUUGUGAGGGCUUUAUAGUGUAAUUUGAGUGCCGCAAAGUCUAAAUUGUUCGCAGAUUAUAUUUUUAAAAAUAUGUUUCUAAAUUUUUAUUUUUCCAAUUUUUUUAAAAAUCGCCUUUAUCUUCUUUCGAUCUGUAAUGAUGCAUCAAGCAAGCAAAAAACCAAUGGGCUCCCCAUCGUAAAAGGUGCGGGUAAUACUUCGCGUUAAGUAUAUAUCCGUGAAAGAUGCCGCAUCUUUUUCGGAACGAGAUGGCAUUCCGAAAAUUAUACACCUCGUCUAUAACCCUAAGCGGUCCUUAAUAAGCCCAUCUUCCCGCGCGACUGCUCGAAGAUUAAUACCCUCUCUACGUCACCGUGGGGAGUCGUCACCUCAGAAUCCCGGGAAAAAGAAGACCCCAACGGGCACGGGAAUGACUUUCGCCAGGAUUUUUAUCACGUCCGUCUUAUCACUGAUGACCGCAAGAUCAGCACUGUUGAGGAUGAGUGAUGCCAAACGGAAAUCCCUUGGCGGGUGGAUAUAACCCGUGGGAAGACAGGGUCGGUCCACGAUCCCCUCCCCCCCUCCCCUCCCUCUCCCUCCCCGGAAAUGACGGGCCAUCGGCCACGUGGAGCCUGUUGUGUUCCAUGCGAUACAUACAUACACAAUACACGCGUAAAAAUUCUAUACGCGCGGUCGACCACUUGACGAUCGUGCCGAGACCGCCGAGCUCGAUCGAAACCGAAGUUCGAUAGUGCAUCGGUCUACGCCGAGUCACUCUUGAAGCCGAUUCGAGGGCGAGAGCUUAACGAGUCGUACGGCUCCGAGGAUCCGGAGGAUCACGGUUCGGGGAACCGAGAGCGACUCGUUAAGAUCCAUCGAUCGCCGCCUCGGUCGUUUUAUUCCAGGCGGGCGCGCAAACGAGAGUUCGUGUCGCGCGAGACGAGACGUGUAUCAUACGCGAGGAGAUUGACCGUACUAUAUAAGCAACGUAGAACGCAGCUAUAUAAAUAUAUACAUAUACAGAUCUAUAUAUAAAUAAAAAAAGUAUAUAUAUAUAUAUACAUAAAUUAUAUAUAUAUUCUAAACGGUCGAAUUAUUUUCUAAAUAAAAACACCAAUGUACAGAGGCACGACGGAGACGGUAUAGUUGAGCUAGUGUCAACGCGUCCUCGACUAUCUUUAACUUUAAGAGAUUCUAGAUCGUCGUCGAGUUCCCGGAUAUCUGCCUACGAAAGUGGAAAGGAGAGAAAGAUAAAGAGAGAAGGACAAAGAGAGAAAUAAUUGGUAAGCGGGUAUCCGUAUGCGAUUUGAUCCCUCGAGCGUCGAGAGAUCGCGGGGACGGAGAAAACUAUCAAAAUGUUGUCUGAUAUCGCGGCGCGAAUUAGCGAUGUAAGGACGGUCGUUUCUUCUUUCUUUUCCUCCGAUCGAUAUGUAAGUUAAGGGUAAGAUGGCGUUUAGGGAUUUAACCUUAAGAAGGUUUACGCUGUUGUUAGGGAACCGCGCAGGUUUCUAAAACGCGGGUAUCGUCCGUUUCCCUCGUUCCCGCGGAUGGGUGUCUUUCAGAUCGUGAGGUCACGUCGAUCUCUAAAGUGGAUAUCAGGGAAUUCUCGAGCGGUAAUACGUCGCAAUGCGCGUUUAUACUUUAAGGAUCGAUCUGAAACGCGAUAUUUUCUAGAAAAAACUGAAAUCUCCUUAUUGACGCUGUCGCUACCAAAGCUCUCGUUUCUCUCGGCUAGUAAAUAACUGGUAGAUAACUAACGGAUAAUUUUAAUAACGAUUAAUUAUUAAAUUUAUUAUUAGUAAAUGGGCAAUGACUAUUUUUAUACAAUCUUCCGAAUUUCGAUUUUGUUCCUCGAAGAACGUACGCGUCGUGCUCAUCAAUCGCGAGAGGCAUCAUGUAUCCCCCACGGGGAGAAACCGAGAACAGAGACACGAUCCUCCCGUUUUGUCGCGACAUCGGGGUUCGAAUUCUCGUGAGAAAGGCUACAUCUCCGCGCGGAUACAGUGGACCGGAUUCCAGCCAGGCUCCGGUCCGCACACCGUCGAAAUACUGCCGUUUAAUCGCCGCUGAAUCACGGCAUCGGUAUCAGCCACGUGGGUAAUUUUCCGGUCACUUUUACUCUCGAUAUUACACGGGGUAGCAAUUUCCGCGGUGGCGGCGGCGGCGGCGGCGGGGCAUCGAAAAUCCCGCAGUCCUGAUAAAUCGCGGCUGCAUUAAAAUGCACGGGGCGCGGCCGAGUUUAAGUUAGUUCGCCGACCGGCGUAAUGGCCGCGGUGGAGAGUACGGGAAAGCGAGGAGAGGAGAGAGAGAGAGAGAGAGAGAGAGAGAGAGAGAGAGAGAGAGAGAGAGAGAGAGAGAGAGUGAGAGAGCGGAGAACGGGGGAGAGGCGAGGUGUACGGCGAAGAUGUACUUUACGGAACGAGAUUAUUUUUCCGCCCGAGUGUACCCAGUGGAAUUCCACGGUCACCCGGCUUGAGAAAGGUGACUGCACCUUGAAUCGACUCCGUCGGCGGCGGUGGCGCGGUGCAACCGCUCGCUCGCUUGCUCGAAUCGCUCUUUCGCUGCUGGGCGUGGAGAGACAGAAACAGAGAGCGAGGGAGAGAGAGUGGCGGAAUUUGAGCUCCGGUAGAAUCUGCAACGGGUUCUCGAGGAUUAGGCUUCGAGGCGUUAACUUCGCGACACAUCGGAAAUCGGACGGAAAUUGAACACGGUUUAGUAUUUGCAGACGACGCGUGUUGAUUUGCACUCUCUCUCUCUCUCUCUCUCCCCCCCCUCUCUCUUUCUCUCUCGGACUACAUCGCGUAAUGUCGCGAUUACUUCCGGCGCGAUUGCUUCUUUCGGUUGACCAUCCAGUCCCGUUAAUACAAUCCGGAAUUAAUGCGCUUGGCAAACUUUAAUUCACAAUAUUAUACAUUAAACGCGGAGCAACGUACGCUAAGAGUCGAAGGAAUAAAUUUUACCAAAUAAAAUACCGGGCGCGGUAGCGAUAGCGGGUAUCGGACGUGAUUUAUCGGGGGUAAAUUACGGAUGCAUCGAAUGGCGAAGAAAGAAAGUGGGAGUGAAAGUUACUAUCGAUAAUGGAGCAACGCUGCCGCUGCCGCCGCCGCCGCCGCCGAAGGAAGAUAUAUUGCUCCAUUUUUAGGUAUAACCGCGUAGAAUUCUCUCUUCUCUACCGUGGGGAUGCGUCUGCACAUGUCUCAAGGACACUCAUCCUCGUAAAACCCUUUCCACCCCGUUGACGCCGAUUUGGCAUUCGGGGAAUUUUAUUAUUUGAUACGCGACGCGAAUUUGUCAGGUAGAAGCGAGAUUUACAGCGUUCGACUGCGUUCCGAGAUAGAGUUAAACUUGUACAUUGUCACUUACCAAUACCCUCCGUGUGCAUACAUAGGUCUACCUAACAGCUACUUGUAACUUUAAAAAACUGCAAGCCUGCCUAUCUGGUUCUCCUCUCUAAAAAAUAGUAGGUGGGAAAAGGGACUCAAGGGCCCAGAGCCGUUACGAAAGAUCAAUGUAUCGUCGAAUGACGAACGAGUCAGAUCUCGCAUAGACCCACGUUUCAGACCCACGUAUGCACUAAACGGGACCUUCUUCUGUAAAUAACAAUUUUGUUAAUUAUUUAUGAUAAAUGUUGUUUUUAGUCAAAAUAACGUUUAAAAGAUUUUGACGAAUAGUUGCUUCUCUAUUUAGUUAUUGGUUAUUGCCAAAAAAAUAAAAUUCCGGAUGGCGGACGAAUUUUUUUUCUACAUAUUCUACAUAUUUUAUUAUACAAAUUUUUAAAAAAUUAUUGGAAAAUGUCGUUUAAAUUUAUAUAUAAUUUUACCUUUAAUUUUUUAAAAACGUAUGUGCACGGAGGGUUAAUAGAUCGGAGCACGAAGGGAGAGCGAGAUAUAUCUUCGUAACGAGUUUCGAGAUCCGCGAGCGAUUUUCAGGCAAUUGUUGAAAACUCUAAAAUAUCUUUAAUUUUCCCAAUGUUCGAGGUCUCGAUAAUCGAAGUAUACGUUGAUUUUUCCGAAUUUUUCCGUUCGAUGGUCUUAUAAGCAUUCUGUGUUGCAAAGAAAGCGAACGGCUCAAACCAUGUAUUCACAAUAACCCUGAUGUUCAUGAAAUAUUAUUUUCCAGCGAACGACUCUUAGAAAUAAGUUCAAUGUAAAAUCAAACCUACGUGACCUACGCUUUUCUAUAGCCGGGUGGCGUUAAAAGCGUCAUCGACCCUGAAAAAAAGAUUUCGACCAUUAUUUCAGCUCAAUUUUUCACUGCCACGAAGAAGAGCCAAAUAUUUUUUGCACGUUCCGAUACGAUUUCUAUAUUUUAUAUCGUAACAAUUUUCGAUAUUUUACAGGCACGUCUCGACGUACCGUAAAACCGGCGUUAAAGACUACUUAAAUAAAAUUCGCGAGAGAGGUUCGCACUAUACGCUCGUUUUGCAGAAUAGAUUUUGCGGAAUAAAAAGUUGGCGCAAGAGAAAAAAAAGUAAUCUCUUACUCUAACAUAAGCACACAACUUUCCUUGACGAUACGAUUACGUUUAUGCACACGCGCGGAAAUAUUAUUAUAUUUGUAUACAUAAAAGAUUUGCAAUAUUCCUACGCUGCGUCGUGCAUUUGCGAAUAUAUGUAAUGCGCGUUCGGUGACGCGAACGCUCGUGAAUGGAUGCGCCGAAGGCAAACGAGGGAGGACAACGCGUUUCCGGCGCUCCAUCGUCGAGAGACAUCGACGAGGAGGGCACUAACGUAGGGACGUAUCUAAUUUCGUAAGUUCGAAAACCAACCGAAAUAUCCGGGGGAAAACAACUUUGUGAAUUUUCGCUUUAUCUUCAUCGAACUUUGCAAAUCGAAGAGCUUCUUCGCACGACACGCGCGACAUAACCGCUCGCGCGGUCUCGCGCAACAAGGCUCUACCGAACGAUAAUCUCAUUUCUUGUGAAAUCCUUGUUUCGCCCUGCUCAUUUCGCACGCUACCUUUUUUUAUUUACGAUCCGAUUACAAUCUCCACGUCGAAGCGCGACGAUAGCAUUUUGCGCGCGUCUUUCGCGAAAGAUGCGACACGUUUACUUUUCCUAUAUCGUCAUUUUAAUGAAAGAAAUUUUUGCUCUCUCAUUUUUUGAAUUUUACGUAAAAGACCUAAAAAAAUUAAUCAGUAGUAAACGCAUGCAAAUAUAUUGCACAAUGACGAGAGAGAUGCGGAAAAUGACUGAAAAAAAAUAUAUAUUAUAUAUUAUGGAAAUUUUCAUUAAAGUGACGAUAGCAUCUAUUUUCAUGUAUUUAUAUACCUUCGUAUAUUUUAUGUGUAAGUUACAACACGCUUUCCAUUUCCUGCCAAAUUCGUAUUGCGAUAUCGCCGAGAAUCAUUAAAACAGCGUGGACGCAGUGUGCAAAACAACGCCUAAGUUUAGAAUCAUUGCAUAUAUUUUCUCACCCGUACAAUCGAUCUGGGGGCUUUCCCCGUGAUUUGCGAUUCCCGGUUAACUCUAACUGUACUGAGGCGAGCCAUCGGAUAAAUCUUAAGUAGCGUAUUUGUAAUUAAAAUGCAUUGUAAAUGUGUCGGGGUUCAAGUAUCAUAGGUAGUUUCGUGCGGAAGAAAGAAAGAGAGAGUAUUAAAAGGCCGUCGCGCGAUAGAAGCGGGACGGCGAAAAAAAAUGUAUAUUUUACGAUAUGACCGUCAUACUAAAAAUCAUUAACUGUAACGUUAUCGUAUCGCUAGUCAGUCGACGCAUUUUCGAAAAAAAGUAAGAGAAGGAAGGAGGAAAAACGGGAAGGGAGCGAUGAAGAGCGUAGAAAGCGAGGAGCGUUCGAGUAAAAUUAAUCGAGAUAUUAAAUUAUUGUACAAAAUUGAGCGCCGGUAGUUCAUAAGGCCUAUUAUAUCGUUUUUCCAUUUCGUAUCGAUUGCGCACGACUACGCGCUUGUGAACGAUGAUACGUAUCGAGCGAGACGUGUGAAGGGAAAACGUUUUUAUAAGAAAUAUAAGUUCACAAUAUUAAGUACGAUCGAAUCUCGCGAAGAGACGUUCGUUUGCGCUCUCCCCAUAAAGAUAUCGAAUAGAGAUAUUGAGAGAAGCUUCCCCGAUAAAAAUACGAAUAAAAAUAAAAAUCUCGAACCAAUUGAA
Molecule: messenger RNA, 9444 nt
Organism: Temnothorax curvispinosus
Lineage: Eukaryota; Metazoa; Arthropoda; Insecta; Hymenoptera; Formicidae
Product: insulin-like growth factor-binding protein complex acid labile subunit
Exons: 6
Coding region: 195-2792 (865 amino acids)
Cellular component (GO): extracellular matrix
Molecular function (GO): protein binding
Source: RefSeq, a predicted model, not a curated record